AGAUCCUACGGAAGAAGCACAGGCAUUCUGGUGGUGGCAGUUACCAACCGGACGGUUCUCCGGUGGGGGCGGGGCGCCAGAGCUAAGGGAAGCGUCCUGAGUCACCAUGGAAACAUCGAGGCCCAGAGGCUGUCCUAGAGGACGGAAGGAAUCCCAGGAAAUCUGCUCCCCUGGAUUAUUGGUGUUCACCGGCUGCUCUGAGCAGGAUGCCAACUUGGCUAAGCAGUUUUGGCUCCGGGCGUCCAUGUACCCCACUACCGAAUCUCAGCUGGUGCUGACUCGAGGCAGCAGUCAGAGGCUACCGGUGGCGCGGAACUCUAAAGUCCUUGUGAGUGAGACAAGUUCUCUCCAGCCCUUUUCCUUUGAUAACAACAAGGAUGCGAUUAUCUUUGCUAAAGCCCAAAAGAUUCAGGAAUCUGAAGAGAGAGCAAAGUAUCUCCAGCAGGCCAAAAAGAGAGAUGAGAUUCUCCAACUUUUAAGGAAACAAAGGGAAGAGAGGAUCGCGAAAGAACUGAUUUCAUUACCUUAUAAACCUAAGGCCAAAGUGCCCAAAUCAAAGGAAGUUUUAUCAGAGUCAGACCUUCGGGACCAAGAAGAAGUCAAAGCCUUGGAAUGAUUUGAUUGACAUUUGGUAGCAAGUGACUGACGUGAUCACCCUUAAAGCAAGUUAUGCUUACAUCACGAUCAGUAGGUAAAAGGUGUGCAGAUUUCCAAGAAUUUGACAAUUACUGAACAUUCAUGUUAAAAUAGACUAAAAUAAAAUUUCAUAUUUCA
Grammomys surdaster is the source of this 774-nucleotide messenger RNA. It is a transcript of the gene Hoatz, whose product is annotated as chromosome unknown C11orf88 homolog. The transcript is spliced from 6 exons. Gene Ontology annotation, biological process: cilium assembly. NCBI's taxonomy places the organism in Eukaryota, Metazoa, Chordata, Mammalia, Rodentia, Muridae. The record is from RefSeq and is a predicted model, not a curated record. The coding region runs from base 107 to 616 and encodes 169 amino acids.